CGGGGUGGUGGCUCCUCGGCUCGCGGGGACUGUGGGAGGCAAAGAGGCAUUUACGUCAUCAACACGCGCUGCUCACCUCGGGCCUGCUGGAUCUGUGGGGAAAAAUCGGUCGCUUUCUGAUGAGCUUUUGGAUUAUGGCCUUGGGACCUAGUGGGCGUCCAGUUCCUGGAAUCUGAGGCUGCGCGUGUCUGGGGGACUGGCAACUGGGUACCUAUGCCCCGAGCGCAGGAAGUUGCAUUAGUUCUCAAUAAUGGGAAGAACCUACAUUGUAGAAGAAUCUGUUGGCCGAUAUCUUUCAAGCAUCAAUCUCCAAGGAAAGACUUUUGUCUCUGGUCUUUUAAUAGGACAGUGUUCAUCACAGAAGGACUAUGUAAUUCUUGCCUCUAGAACACCACCCAAAGAGGAACAGAAUGAGAAUCUAGAACACCCCAAAGCUAAACUGGAUAACUUGGAUGAAGAGUGGGUUACAGAACAUGCCAAUCAGGUAUCAAGAAUGCUGCCAGGGGGAAUAUUAGUUCUUGGAGUAUUUAUUAUCACACCUUUGGAAAUGGGAAAUGACUUUCAAAAUGCCCUGCGCAGACUAGUAUUUGCAGUGGAAAAAACUCUGAGUAAAAAAAGACUGUGGAGUUUCACAGAGGAAGAGGUUUCAGAGCGAGUAACACUUCACAUUUGUUCUUCUACAAAAAAAAUAUUUUGCCGAACUUAUGAUAUCUGUGAUCCAAAGAGUUCAGCGAAACCAGCAGAUUGGAAGUACCAAAAUGGACUAUCAGCUUUAUGGAUUUCAUUUGAGUGUACAGUUCAUAUUAAUAUUCACAUCCCACUGUCUGCUACUUCUCUCAGCUAUUCAUUAGAAAGAAAUACAAAGAAUGGACUUGCACGCUGGGCCAAACAAAUAGAAAAUGGUAUUUAUUUGAUUAAUGGGCAAGUAAAAGAUGAAGAUGGCGACCUUUUAGGAGGACAAAAAAAAUCUUUUAAAGGAAAUGCUCAAGCAGCUAGUCAUUGUUUUGAUGUCCGAGUGCUAACUCAGUUGCUUUUGAAUUCAGACCACAGAUCCACAGCCACAGUCCAGAUCUGCAGUGGCUCUGUAAAUUUGAAGGGAACUGUGAAAUGCAGAGCUUAUGUGCAUAGCAAUAAACCCAAGGUCAAAGAUGCUGUUCAGGCAGUGAAGAGAGAUAUAUUGAACACAGUUGCUGAUCGUUGUGAAAUAUUGUUUGAGGAUCUUCUUUUGAAUGAAACUCCAGAAAAAAAAGUUAUGAAAAAAGAAUUCCACAUUCUCCCUCACCGAGUUUUUGCCCAUGUUGCGGGAUCCACUGUAAUGUUAUGUGAUUAUAAAUUUGGCGAUGAGUCAGAUGAAGAAAUCAAAGAUCAUUUUUUAGAGAUGUUAGAUCAGAAAAUUCAAAUAAAAGAUUUGGAAAUUGCAGAGGAAAUAAACACAGGUGUGAUUGCAGCAUUUGCAGUUUGUAGUCCUUGCUGCGGGUAUCUCCUUUCAUUACUUCAGUGACUAGGGGUGCAGAGCCAAGAACUUCCGGAUCAUCCCAAGACUACUGACCAGUCAUAAUCUUUAUUAUGACUAAUAAAGAUGCAAACCCUCUGGCUACACUUAAGACAGCAGCAGCUGGAUCUGUUGCUGUAGUGCCUGUUAGUUGUUUUUCUGAAAAACUGAAAUCACCAGCUGCCUUGUUUAGCCUUGCUUUUAAUAAAGGUGGCCCAGGCUCCCCAAAAUAAAAGUUAUGCAUUAGCUGGAAGGUUGCAUGUAACAAAUUGUAUUAUAUAUUUUUCAAAAAGGCACAGAACGAUGGUUUUAUUUUCAUAAGUUUUAGUCCUGUUGAUCCGGAUCAUAUAUUGAUCAGGAUGCUAAAAUUUUGAAUGGUGGAGUUAGCAGAAUAUUGUAGAAAAUGGUAAAAUUUCUAUAAAGGGUGGUAUGAACUGGUUAGAUGAGCUCAUACCUCAUGACCUUCCUUAUGUAAAUUCAAUUUUAAUAUCCAAGUUGGUGUUCUGAUUGAGGGAUAGGGGACUUUUCCAGAAGUUUGAAUUAAAUAGUAAUGACAGAAGUCAUGUGCUUUCUCAGGUUAUUAAAUCAUAGUCAUUUAAUAUAUUUAAUAAAACCUUUUGCUUCUAGCAGCUUAUUAGACUAGGUCUUACAAAACAAGUAGCUUCUGAAUAAAAUCUACUUUUGAACACACUGAUAGACUAGUUAAGGGAAAACCUUCAGUUACUGUACUCCACAAAAAUGAGCCCUGUGAUUUGAGAAUCUUGAAUACUAUAUUAAGCUCACAGGUAGACAGUGGAUCUCAGAUAGAAGCACUGCCAGAGGCGGUUUGCUUUGAACCGGAAACAAGGAGAUAAAUUUGGAAUAGAGAUGUUACCAUAGCCAGUGCCAUGAUGCCCACAGUUUGUAGGCUGUGGCUCCUGGCAGAAGAUAUAGGUCAAGACUUCCAUAGAUUAAGAACAGUACUAAUUAUUUCAUGACUAGAGGUCAAGAAGUACAUGGCAAAACUAAGUAGUUUAAGGAAAAAUCUAAAAACAAACCUUUUUUUUCCCCAAGAUCUCAUCAUCUACAUAUGUGAAAAAUGGCGCCACAGGCAGAUCUGAGAAAUAACCUAGUGAAAUGAUGAGAAAGGAGAAAUAAACUACUUGAAGUAAAAGAAAGAGAGAGAGAGGAAGGAAGGAAGACCAGUAACAGACAUGUUUAUAAGAAUUCAGACUCAGCUGAUGAGACAGUUAAUAAACUUAAAGCUACAGAGAUUAUCUACUGAGCAGCAAGAGAACAUCAGGGACAAAAAAUAUAUAUAUUAAGAAAUUGAAAGGUGGAGAGAUUUGUAAAGACUAGAAGCACUAGAAGAAUAGAGUGGAAAAGUGUCAAUAUUUGAAGAUAAAACUGUACACAUUUGAUAGAAAAGCAUAAAAUGGGGAAGCAGAUAUAUCCUUAAUACAUAGAUAGACGAAAUUCUUGCCUAAACCCAACAAAGUAGAUUCACAAGAUGUAAAACAAGAUUUUAAGAGCAAAGAAGUGGUGGCAGUGGGGAGACCAAUCAAAUACUCAGUAGGCUUCUUGAUAAACAAAAAUGUUCCCUGCAAAUGUGGAAUAAUCCUUUUAGUUUUCCAAUUUUCAGCUUCAAAAUUUUCAGGAAGUAAAACUGAAAGACAAGUUCUGAUGAAACAGAUCUGUCAUCAACAGACUUUCACUGAAGAAACUGGACUAGAAUGAUCUUCACAGAAAAUGAUUCCAGAGGAUCUGAAAAUAAAAGAAUUCACAAAGUGAUAAAUCAAGUAUUGUAUAUGUAAGAAAAAACAAUGAAAGAAAUGUUUAUAAGAAGUGAAAUUAUAAACAAUGUAAAUAAAUAUUUUAUGCAAUUUA
This is a messenger RNA of Erinaceus europaeus (western European hedgehog), 3358 nucleotides long. RefSeq names its product odr-4 GPCR localization factor homolog (gene ODR4). The transcript has 14 exons. Gene Ontology annotation, biological process: intracellular protein localization. NCBI's taxonomy places the organism in Eukaryota, Metazoa, Chordata, Mammalia, Eulipotyphla, Erinaceidae. Gene Ontology annotation, cellular component: endomembrane system. Bases 251 to 1501 code for a protein of 416 amino acids. The record is from RefSeq and is a predicted model, not a curated record.